GUUGUGGAGUUCGGACGACAGCUGUCCGAGCAUAAGUCAUGUUGGAGCCCCAGUUCCCACAACUGAAUCAGGCAACUUUACCAUGCGGGGAUCCCGCAUGGCACUUACGACUACCGGCGUAGACGCAUGGAGAAUCGUGGAGUCGGACGACAGUACUCCGAAGGUGUCGGAUCCCAGCUACGAUCGUGAAGUUCUCACGCGAUCGGCAAAGGUAUAUAAGCACGCGACACUACCAUCACUAGGCUGCCUACUCAUAGUUGAUUCCAACCAUCGGAGCCGACAUUGGCAUAUCCACAUAGAAGACAAUCAGCAUGUCUUCAAUUCAGGAUGUUACCGCUACUGCAGCCGCGCCAAAGAUUGGUGUCUAUAAGGAGCUGAGACAAAACCCAUACCUCCUUGGUCUAUCCGCUUUCGCCUCGCUGGGCGGGUUCCUCUUCGGUUAUGAUCAAGGUGUCGUCUCCGGAGUGCUGACCAUGGAGUCUUUUGCGGCAUCCUUCCCAAGAAUCUCUACAGACAGCUCCUUCAAGGGCUGGUUCGUCUCGACAUUGCUACUCGCUGCUUGGUUCGGUUCUCUCGUCAACGGACCAGUAGCCGAUCGCUUCGGUCGCAAAGGAUCUAUCAUCAUCGCUGUCGUCAUCUUCACUAUUGGCUCUGCGCUUCAAGCUGGCGCGAUCAACAUUCCGAUGGCUUUUGCAGGCCGCGCAAUUGCUGGUUUCUCCGUUGGCAUGUUAACGAUGAUUGUGCCAAUGUACAUGAGUGAGGUUUCAACCGCCGGCAUCAGAGGCACUCUAGUCGUUCUCCAACAGCUUUCCAUCACACUCGGUAUUCUUGUCUCCUACUGGCUCGAAUUCGGUACUCAGUACAUUGGAGGCGUACGUUGCGCGCCCGACAUCCCAUAUACUGGUGGGACUGCGGCAGAGCCUGCCUUCGAUCCACGAAACGACGUUGGCCCCAACGGCUGCACCGGUCAGAGCGAUGCUGCGUGGCGCGUUCCUUUUGCGCUUCAGAUCUUCCCCGGUCUUGUUCUCGGUAUCGGCAUGCUGUUCUUCCCCGAAUCACCUCGCUACUACUGUAUGCGCGACAAUGAGGAAGCAGGUGUGCGAGCGCUCGCCCGAGUUCGUCGCACCUCUCCAGAUGAUGAGUCCCUACAAAAGGAGUAUCUCUCCAUCAAAGCCGAAGUCAUGUUUGAGGAACAAUACAACCGUGAAAAGUUCCCGGGCAAGUCUGGGGUUUCGCUGUACCUUUCCGGAUACUCAACGCUCUUUUCGACCUGGCCGUCUUUCAAGCGUACCGCUAUCGGUUGCUGUGUUAUGUUCUUCCAACAGUUCAUUGGAUGUAAUGCGAUCAUCUACUAUGCGCCAACAAUCUUUGGUCAGCUGGGACUUAGUGGCAAGACGACUGGUCUGCUCGCAACCGGUGUUUAUGGAAUAGUCAACACGCUAUCCACUCUCCCUGCGCUCUUCCUCAUCGACAAGAUUGGCCGCCGCCCACUCCUCCUCUGUGGUGCAGCUGGUACUUGCAUAUCCCUUUUGAUUGUCGGUGGUGUCAUCGGCGGUUACGGAUCUACGCUCAAGGACCACCCCGCAGCUGGCUGGACGGGCAUCGCCUUCAUCUACAUCUACGACGUCAACUUCUCGUACUCUUGGGCACCAAUCGGCUGGGUACUUCCAUCGGAGAUCUACAACAUUGGUAACCGCUCAAAAGCCAUGUCUCUGACUACCUCAUCGACGUGGAUGUGCAACUUCAUCAUUGGCCUCGUCACACCGGAUAUGCUGGAAACUAUCGGAUUCGGUACUUAUAUCUUCUUUGCUGCUUUCGCUCUGAUCGCGUUCGUGUUCACGUGGUUCUUGAUCCCUGAGACGAGGGGCAAGAGUUUGGAAGAGAUGGAUGCUGUGUUUGGUGAUAGCACUGCGCACGAGGAGAAGACGAGGCUGUACAACAUUGCGCAGAGUUUGGGACUAGAAGAAGCUGAGGCUGCGGCAUUCGAUGAGAAGCCUAUGAAGGCGCUGCAGACUGAGGUGACGAAUGUAUGAGGACAAAGUACAUAGGCGACGCCAGACAUCAAUUCACACGGCAACUGUCACCAGGACGGCCGACAGUUACAAUGGAUGCUGUAUAUCUAACUACUGCAUACUGUUAAGGACACAACAUUUCCUGACCUGAAGGCAUCUCUCUAGUCACUCAUUUCGUCUUCAUCUCCACCAUCAUCACUAUACCCAGGCUCAUCCUCGUCGUCAUCC
Alternaria rosae is the source of this 2240-nucleotide messenger RNA. RefSeq names its product general substrate transporter. NCBI's taxonomy places the organism in Eukaryota, Fungi, Ascomycota, Dothideomycetes, Pleosporales, Pleosporaceae. Gene Ontology annotation, biological process: carbohydrate transport; transmembrane transport. The transcript has 4 exons. Gene Ontology annotation, cellular component: membrane. Gene Ontology annotation, molecular function: carbohydrate:proton symporter activity. The coding region runs from base 312 to 2033 and encodes 573 amino acids. The record is from RefSeq and is a predicted model, not a curated record.